GAUGUCGAUCAUCAGCAUCGUUGCCAGAGAGAUCCUGGACUCCAGAGGAAACCCCACUGUGGAAGUGGACCUUCGCACAGAAAAAGGUCUGUUCAGGGCUGCCGUGCCCAGCGGAGCGUCCACAGGGAUUUAUGAAGCUCUSGAGCUCAGAGAUGGUGACAAGAGCCGCUACAAGGGCAAAGGUGUWUUGAAAGCUGUUGGACACAUCAACGACACCCUGGCUCCAGCUCUUWUAGCCUCUGGCAUCAGUGUGGUGGAGCAGGAGCAGCUGGACAACACCAUGAUAGAAAUGGAUGGAACAGAAAAUAAAUCAAAGUUUGGAGCCAACGCCAUCCUCGGCGUGUCUCUAGCCAUCUGUAAGGCCGGUGCAGCCGAGAAAGAAGUCCCUCUGUACCGCCACAUAGCYGACCUGGCUGGAAACACGGAACUCGUGCUGCCAGUUCCCGCUUUUAAUGUGAUAAACGGAGGAUCUCAUGCAGGAAAUAAACUUGCCAUGCAGGAGUUCAUGGUUCUACCUGUUGGGGCUGAAUCUUUCAAGGAGGCGCUGAGGAUAGGAUCUGAGCUCUACCACACGCUGAAGGGGGUGAUUCAGGAGAAGUACGGCCARGACGCCAUCAACGUGGGAGACGAGGGGGGGUUUGCUCCUAACAUCCUGGAGAACAGUGAAGCUCUGGACCUGCUGCAGACGGCCAUAGAAAAGGCCGGCUUCACAGAGAAGGUGGUGGUCGGGAUGGACGUGGCCGCCUCCGAGUUUUACCGYGAGGGCAAGUACGACCUGGACUUCAAGUCCCCCCCAGAUUCAUCGCGACACAUCUCUGCAGAUGAGCUGGCGGACAUUUACCAAAGCUUUGUGAACAAUUACCCAGUGGUGUCCAUCGAGGACCCCUUCGACCAGGACGACUGGGAGGCCUGGACCAACCUGACGGCCCAGGUCGGGAUCCAGGURGUCGGAGACGACUUGACGGUGACCAAUCCAAAGAGGAUAGAGAAAGCUGCGGAGGAGCGAGCCUGCAACUGCCUGCUGCUCAAAGUCAACCAGAUCGGCACCGUCACUGAGGCCAUUCAGGCUUGCAAGUUGGCUCAGGCGAACGGUUGGGGUGUGAUGGUGAGUCAUCGCUCGGGGGAGACUGAGGACACCUUCAUUGCCGACCUGGUGGUGGGACUGUGCACUGGACAGAUUAAAACAGGUGCUCCCUGCAGAUCUGAGCGAUUGGCCAAAUACAACCAGCUCAUGAGGAUUGAAGAAGAGUUGGGCGACCAGGCUCGCUUCGCAGGCCAUAACUUCAGGAACCCCAGCGCUCUGUGAAACUGACCCGACGAAUGACUCACACACACACAUUCACGCACGCCAACAACCCACACAAACCRACGUCGACGACAAACAAGGAAUGAGCCAUGUACAAAGAACGACCACAAAAAAUAAAAAUAAAAUAAAAAUUCAGGAAAAACAGACCCGCUAAAGAGCCAAGCUAAAUAAACAAAUACAAUUUAUGCACUGUACUUAAAGAAGGGAGGUGAAACUGUAUGCACACAAAAMACACACACACACACACAUGUACACACAGCGUAUGCAGAUGCAACACCUGAUAAUGCACAUGCAGGGGAAUAUCUUCAAACUAUAAAAGCCAGACAUGCACUGUUACUGUAGGGAUAGUUCAUGUACAGCCAGAGGAGAAACCYGCAAAAAUAAAGAUUCAUGUUGUAAAAAAUAAAGUAGAGAAAACGUAGAGUCAUUUAGAGYGAAAGAGACAGAAAAAAGUCUAACUUUUCAGACCAAAACGAGGACAGUGCAGUUGUGUAAACUCCACUCUGUAACACGUGUAAACACACACUCACCUGGACACACUCAYCUGCACUCCUCCUCCUCCUCCUUUCUCUUUCAGUCUCCUUCUUCUUGUCCCAUCUGUGUCCGUGUCGCUCUCUUCUCACGCCCAUGUGAUCCUGAUUGUGCGUCUUUCAUGCUUGAAGUCCUGCCUCUGCCUCGAAGAWGAAAAAAGAAAUUAAACCGGAGUCUCUUUGACCCUUUGGUUCCCUCUGAAUGUCCAUAGAGUAGUGUUGAAACAGAAGAGAGAGCAAAGAAAAAUAAAUCAUUAUCAGAAAGCUUGUCACUGAAAAUUAUGUGAAAUAAAAAAUAAUUUGCAAUUAACA
Molecule: messenger RNA, 2148 nt
Organism: Austrofundulus limnaeus
Lineage: Eukaryota; Metazoa; Chordata; Actinopteri; Cyprinodontiformes; Rivulidae
Gene: eno2
Product: enolase 2
Exons: 12
Coding region: 2-1306 (434 amino acids)
Biological process (GO): glycolytic process
Cellular component (GO): phosphopyruvate hydratase complex
Molecular function (GO): phosphopyruvate hydratase activity; magnesium ion binding
Source: RefSeq, a predicted model, not a curated record